AUGGGUGCCGUACGAGGGGCGUCAGCGGGGAUGACAGGCGGCGAGCGGCACCAGGAGUUGUCAUACUUCUUGAUUGUAACAGCGGUGAGAGUGCGUGGGCUCCCGGACACAAUAGCCGACGCCCCGUUGGUUGCGGAGCUUACUGUGGAUAGCUGCUCGCUCUUAACGGAGCCACUCCUGCCUCUCCCGAUGGAGAAGGAAGAUGCGAUGCAAUUUGAACGCCCAUCUUCUGCGGAUUCCGCACACUUCCUCUCCGCAGGACGCACGCUGGGACUCGACUCCCUCCACAUUGUCAUUCCCAUCGCUGGUGAUUGGAGGUGGGGCGCUCUCCGCGAAAAGGCCAGCAGCUCUCCCUUUCUGCACGGCGGGGAAGCCGCGAGUAUGUCACGGGGAGGUAUACACGUUGUGCUACGCACUGCCGAUGAAGCGCUUCCUUGGGGCAGCGCAUCGUGCUAUUAUCCUGGCGACUGGUUUCCGAUGACUCCAUGCGGGGGCGAGGUGCAGGUGGGGUUUGAGGUCUACUGCCAGGAGAGCGGCGACGUCUCGGGGUUGUUGGUGCCCGGGCAAAUGUCUCUGGACGGACAAUCCGAGCUUGCGGAGCCACAUUCCUGGAGUUUGGCAGAAAACCAGGAUGUCGCAUUCGUGCCGACAGAUGGCGGUACAGGAGGUUGCACCCAUUUGUCCCGUGUGGCUUCUAAACCUCGACAGGUGCGAUCUGCGUGUUCCUCUCCUACGAGUCGUUUAGCGUGCUGGAAAAGGAGGGUGCAGACGGCUGGCCAGGCAUCGUGUGAACGGGGCCGCGCAGAUGGACCUUCCCUCUAUUCAGAUUCCGUUCAUUUGAGUCAUUCGGCCCACACAGACGCGGAAUUCUUGCAUCCAAGGCGUUCUUAUGUAUUUCUAGUGGAGUCUGCGUCAGGCAAUCAACUCGAGUCCGCAGGUGGUGAAAAUCUGAAUCCAAACGAAUUUCGGACUCGUGCGUGCCAACCACGCAGUCUUGUCUUCUCUCAUAUCAAAGUGAGUGGGUUUCAACCCAUUACUUCCCAUGGCAGUUGGACGUUGGAAUUCUCUUGGCCUCAACAUAAGGUGUCACCCAUGAAACGGAUUAUGUGGAUUCCAGGAAGCGUGGAUGGGAACGGCGCAGCAGAGAUACAAGAGACUCUUUCCAUUGACCUUCCGCUAUUUAUGCGUGGGGAAAUACAGACACAUAUGCAUGCAGUUUGGUCUGGCAGCAGCAACAAUGACCCCAAAACGCGCUUGUAUGUACAGGUGGAGUUUGACCCUAUUGUAUUGGUAGUGGGGGAUCACGAGAUGCAUUGGGAGGGAUGUCGCAGCCACGGCCCGAUGUUGACAAACGGUUUGCCACUCACCGUGUCGGAUCUCUGUGUGCGGUUUCUGGUGAAGUUGGAGUUCUACGAGCCACAGCGAGAUGGGCGAAAUGGUCGGCCCACAAGUGCAGUUCCCCGCCACCGUGAAAAGAUAGCGGCUGCGGCAGCGGACGCAACGGGCGAACGUGAAAGGGGCAGAAAUAACGGGGUGUUGCGACGGGGGGCACCGGAGUCGGUCGAAAAGUCCGCGACGCAACGCGCCGCUGAGGGACGUGAAGGACCGCCGUGUGUUAAUGGUGUACACCACGCAGAGACGUGGACGCGUGGUGUUCACUCGCUGCCUCGACACGGGGGAUCCGACGUGUCUCACAGGACCGGGGCGUGCACGGAGCCGUUGGCGCCACUCCACAACCGCAACCAACAACAACAAGAACAACAAAGUCAGCGACGUGGUAGGGGCACACCGUCGUCACAACGCUCUAAAAACGCGACGCAGAUGUUCCCAGAUGUGCGGGGUCUGGUGCCCUGUUACAGUGAGCAGAGGCGACAGGAGGUUUUUCAGGCCUACGACACGAAGAACUGCGGCCACAUGACAAUUGAACAAAUGCUGCACUUCUGUCGUGCGCACGUGGCUUUAUUUGAUGGCGAAGAGAAUGAUGCCAGCAUUUUGCGUGGUCUGCGUCCUUAUGUGGCCUCCGCGGCAGUACGCUCCCACGCCGAGACUUGUUCUUCCUCCAAUUCCCCGCCGUCUUCCUGCCGGCGUUCCCGCUCCCUGUCGCUUGAAAGGAGAGGCAGCCCAAGAACGUCGGCAAAUGGCCAUGAGUUAUCCGUGUCACACCCCCUCCCGUUGAGUAGUGCGACGUCGGAGGGUGCAUCCGCAGCGGCGUCCUUGGCGCCGAUGGGGUUUGCAGGUUGCGAGUCGCAGGGCAUUACAUACAAUGUGUUUGAAAUCAUCGCACUGCGCCUUGCCAGCAUGUAA
Messenger RNA from Trypanosoma cruzi, 2304 nucleotides. RefSeq lists its product as uncharacterized. The transcript has a single exon. Lineage: Eukaryota; Euglenozoa; Kinetoplastea; Trypanosomatida; Trypanosomatidae. The record is from RefSeq and is a predicted model, not a curated record. Bases 1 to 2304 code for a protein of 767 amino acids. Gene Ontology annotation, molecular function: calcium ion binding.